Messenger RNA from Harpia harpyja (harpy eagle), 839 nucleotides. RefSeq names its product vasodilator-stimulated phosphoprotein-like. Bases 1 to 648 code for a protein of 215 amino acids. NCBI's taxonomy places the organism in Eukaryota, Metazoa, Chordata, Aves, Accipitriformes, Accipitridae. The record is from RefSeq and is a predicted model, not a curated record. The transcript has 2 exons.
AUGGCGGCUCCCGCCUCACGCACGCCGACGCGCAGGCGCCGCCUCGGCUCCCUUCCGUCGGGCGCCGCCACUGAAAACGGCAGGAAAAAACCGGCCUGGGAACUCUAUGGUUUCGCGCGGUGGGUAGCGUGGCGCAGCCGCCUCCUCCGCUCGCUCGCUCGCCCCACCCCGCCCGCGUUGCACGCCGGGACGCAGUGGGUCCUCCUUCCCGCCCACCCCCGCCCGCCGCGAGCCCUCCGAGCUUGCGCCGCGCCGAUAUCCGCGUUGCUCCCAAGAUUGUGGCGCGGGGCUCGGGCUGAGAGCGAGCGAGUCCGCGAGAGAAGGCGCACUCGCGGGCCCGGCCCGCUCUCCCGCCGCGCAGCGCCGCCGGCCUCGCCAGGCCGCUCGCCUCUCCCUUCCCCGCCUCUUCCCUCCCUCCCUCCCUUCCCCCCCCCCCAGGCCGCGGCCCCGUCUCCUCCGCCCCGGGGCCCCGACGGCUCCACCGGCAGCAGCGGCAGCAGCAGCAGCAGCAGCAGCGGCGGCGGCGCCUCCUCGCCUGCGGCCCGGCCCCGAGCGCAGCGCGGCCCCCGCAUGAGCCCGGGCGGCGGCGGCGGCGGCGGGAGUGACCGGGAGCAGCAGGCCGCGGCGCCCAGAGUGGUGAAGAAUUAGGAGAAGCUGCAGUUGUUCAGCUGAGUGGAACUAAAUGGGUGGCUUCCCUUUGGACCCUCACUUCACUGUCUUAGAUAAGAGGGGUGACCUGCUUCUUUUGAAGCAACUUGCAUUUCCUUAGAACAGUUAUAUGCAUUUUAAGAGAAACUUCUAGUUAGUGAAGCAGAGGUAUGGACUUUUUUUUUUUUUUU